AUGGCUGCACCUAACAUCUCUGUGCUAGUACCACAUCUCUGUGUCUUCAGCCACCACACCCAUGCCAACUUUGUCUGCCAAUCCCGCGCCAAUACAUCGACCACGCGGGACUGCGCUCCGACUCCUGCCGCUCCUGCAUUGAGGCGCUGUCUCCUCCAGCCCCUCCUCCACCAGCGAGCCGUCGCAUCCGUAUCCCCCUCAGACCGAGGAAGACUUAUCAACGAAGGACCGAUCGCCCACCCAACAACUCCACUCCGAGUUCCAGUGUGCAGCCUACUGACAACCGCCCGUCAAGCUCCACUAGCAAACGCACCAGAAGGACUAAACGCUCCAGUGGCCGGGCCAUUGUGUACCCCGCACCGCCAUCACCUGGACCUGCCCUCGCGCCAGCCCCCGGCAGUCCUAUCUUUACAGGUGUCACCACUCCGCCGUCGUCCAUCUCCUGCCAUUCCAGUCCGCCAGUCUACACCCCCCACGGCUCCUCCACCACCGUCUCCGCCUCCAGCGGUCCAACUACCAUCCUCCGGACCAGAUACCGUGUCGCCCCCGGCCUGGAACACUCGCGCUGAUGUCACGACUUGUACUCCCCCGACUACGGCCCCUGUGGCGCCUCCUCGCACCCCCGACCAGAUGGACUCUCAGCCCACACCUAGUUGGGUCACCGCCUGGUGCGACAGAUUCAGCAUCGCGCUCGACGAGGACAUGUUAGACAAAAUGGUGGACGACCUGGUCACACUCGCCCAUAACAUCUGUAACGUGUCGCCCUACCGCCCCUCUCUGAACGGCGACCGCCCCUCAUGGGACAUCACCAACGACACAAGGCUAAUCCAACGCCUGUACCGGAGAAACAGGACUAAAGCCGUCUCUAUCAUUACUGAUGGACAGCCUACCUACUGUCGCAUAGACAGAAGUUUGGUGCAACAACACUUCACCACCAUCUAUGCUAACUCCCCACACUCAUGUGGGUCCUAUCCUUCCUUUCUCCCUACAGCCCACAAGCCAGCCGACGACAACCCGCUAGUGGCCGCAUUUUCUCCUGCCGAAGUCAGCACAAGGCUCCAACGAAGCCACAACACGGCGCCCGGACCGGAUGGCCUCAGGUACCAUCACUGGCUCAGGACCGAUCCAAAGGGUAUCAUCUUGUGUAGCGCUUUCAACGCCGCUCUUCGACUCCUACACAUCCCCUCCAACUGGAGGCACUCUAACACAAUUCUUAUUCACAAGCGUGGCGACCAACAUCAAAUCGACAAUUGGAGACCAAUUGCGCUCUCCAACACCUUCGGCAAAACCUUCUCGGCGUGCCUUGCCAGCAGAUUCCUGUCGUGGUGUACCACCAACAACAUCUUCUCUGGCGCCCAAAAAGGCUUCCUUCGCCAUGAGGGGUGCCUCGAUCACAGUUUUCUUUUACAGACUAUUAUCCAAGAUGCAAGAAGAACGCGAAGCAAUUGCCACAUUGCUUGGCUCGAUUUGGCCAACGCAUUUGGUUCCGUUCCGCAUGACACCAUCCUUGCCUGCCUCCACUGGUGCGGACUUCACCCCGACAGCGUAAACGUCAUUCGUGAACUGCUAAGAGACAACUUUACCAGCAUCCGCGCCCACGACAGCUUGACGGAGAGCAUCCCCAUAAAUUCUGGAGUUUGUCAGGGCUGUCCCCUCAGCCCCCUCCUGUUCAACGUGGUGGUUGAAACAGCGAUCAGAAGCGUCACCGAAUUACAUCACGGCUACAAACUCCAUGGUGAAGAAAUCAACAUCUUAGCAUACGCAGACGACCUUGUACUGAUCAGCUCAACACCAGACGGGCUGCAACAACAGCUAGACCGGCUUACAGAUUGGGCCAAAUGGGCAGGACUCAACUUCAAACCAGGUAAGUGUGCCACAUUAUCUGUCCUAGGUGAAAGGCACACCACCAGUGAUGACACCUUCACGCUCGACGGGCAACAACUUCCCAACCUCCAACGGGACGAAUCCUACACUUACCUGGGCAUCCCCACCGGCUUUUCUAACAAACACACCAAUGACAGUGUGAUCUCCAACCUGAUUGAAGACAUCUCUAAGCUGGACCGCGCCAAACUUGCCCCCUGGCAAAAGUUUGAUGCGCUGAACACCAUCCUGUUGCCCAAAUUGACUUUUCAUCUACUUUUAGGCACCAACCCAAAAAAGAGACUUCACGACCUCGACCGCCACAUAAAAAAGUGUGCUAAACGAUGGCUUAACCUGCCGCAGCGGGCAAGUCCUGAGCUCAUCCACCUGCCCUACGACCGAGGCGGCACCAACAUCACGCCCUGUAGCAGUCUUGCGGACAUCUGUCAACUUACACACGCUGCCCACCUCUUCGACUCCAGGGACCCGACGGUCACCACCAUUGCUCUAGGUACACUACGAAACGUAGUAAGACAUCGCAUCCGUAGAGUGCCAACGGACGAAGACAUCAGAGCAUUCCUCGAUGGAUCCAUGGAAGGAGACAUAGGCCUACCAUCAAAAGAUAUCACCUCUUCUUGGGCCAGACUGCGUGCCGCCACAAGACGCUUGCGCAAAACCAUUGACAUCUCGUGGCACUACACGGGCACUUCGUUCGUCCUGACCACUGGUGGAAACAUCAUCCCACGUCACGCCUGUACCAAAGUUCUAAUGGCCAUGGUGAAAUCUGCCACCCUCCACCAGCUACUGCAGAAACCGGAUCAGGGUAAGUCAUUCCAUCUCAUUGCAGGUCACCCCACCAGCAACCACUUCCUUAGAGACGGGCUGUACACUUCAUUUGCGGACUGGCGAUUUGUACAUCGAGCCCGUCUCAGUGUGGUCCCGCUCAACGGCCUACGGCGCUUUGGCAACAUGUCAAAGAAAUGUCGCCAGUGCAGUCACUCCAAUGAGACACUUGCGCACGUCCUAAAUCACUGUGGCCCUAACCUACGGCUAGCCACACAACGCCACAACUCUGUCCUCAACCGCUUAUUCCACGCCAUCAACAACCAGGACUUAAAAAUCUACUGUAAUCAGAAUAUCCCAGGGUUCGACGACCGCUGCCGUCCCGACCUAGUCACCAUCUGCGAGAGGACUAAGACUGCCACAAUCAUCGAUGUGGCCGUCCCCUUCGAAAACGGACAGAACGCGUUCAACGUAGCCAGGGACAUGAAAAUAAGCAAGUAUUCUGCCCUUACUCAACAUCUACGUCAACAGGGUUACGAUACUUAUUGCGAUGCUUUCAUCAUGGGCUCCCUUGGUGGAUUCGACCCGGCCAACAUCUCUGUCAUUCAGCGUCUCGGCAUAAGCCUGCUUCGUCUAGCCGUCUGGUUUGUGUUGGGUUUGGUGGACACCCUGGUCUGCCUUUGGUUUGUUUGGGGAGACCCGCUAAAGAGCAGACCAGUCGUCCCCCAGCCCUCCCAAUUGACCACACCGACUGGUGUCAGAGUCGCACUUUUACAAGUGGGUAGCUCAGGUCUGUUAGACCUGACUCAGCCUGUGUACUCACCAGCUCAUUGCUGGCUUUCCACUGACCAAGCUUUGCUUGGCUAG
Centruroides sculpturatus (bark scorpion) is the source of this 3510-nucleotide messenger RNA. RefSeq lists its product as uncharacterized. The transcript is spliced from 3 exons. Bases 1 to 3510 code for a protein of 1169 amino acids. The record is from RefSeq and is a predicted model, not a curated record. NCBI's taxonomy places the organism in Eukaryota, Metazoa, Arthropoda, Arachnida, Scorpiones, Buthidae.